Messenger RNA from Cicer arietinum (chickpea), 819 nucleotides. The record is from RefSeq and is a predicted model, not a curated record. Lineage: Eukaryota; Viridiplantae; Streptophyta; Magnoliopsida; Fabales; Fabaceae.
CGAUAGAAGCUCAUUAACCAUGGUUUGCUCUACUCUUUAUUCAAUUUUUGCAGUGCUAAUCCUUCUCUAUCUAUCAAAUGCUCAAUUGAGUUCAACCUUCUACUCCAACACAUGCCCAAAUGUUUCUUCCAUCGUAAGGAAUGUUGUUCAACAAGCUCUUCAAAAUGAUUCACGAAUUGCCGCAAGCCUAACCCGUCUUCACUUUCAUGAUUGCUUUGUUAAUGGAUGUGAUGCAUCUAUUUUGUUAGAUGAAGGUGGUAACAUAACACUAAAUGAGAAAAAUGCUACUCCUAAUAAUAAUUCAGCACGUGGCUUUGAUGUAUGGGCAAUUAUAACCGUAUAUCUUGAAUUAAGUGCCCAUACGUUUGGUCGUGCCCAAUGUAGAUUUUUCAGUCAAAGGCUAUUCAACUUCAGUGGCACUGGUAACUCUGAUUCAACACUGAAUUCAACAUAUCUAACUACUCUACAACAAAAUUGUCCACAAAAUGGAAAUGGAAACACUCUCAACAAUCUUGACCCUUCAUCACAAGAUACUUUUGACAACAACUACUUUAAAAAUCUUCUCAAAAAUCGGGGUCUUCUUCAAACAAACCAAGAAUUGUUUUCCACAAAUGGUGCUGCCACGAUCUCAAUUGUUAAUAAUUUUGCUAGCAACCAAACAGCUUUCUUUGAAGCCUUUGUUCACUCAAUGAUUAAUAUGGGUAAUAUCAGUCUAUUAAUCGGAAAUCAAGGAGAAAUUAGAUCUGAUUGUAAAAAAGUUAAUGGAAAUUGAAAUAUACAUGUGAUAUUGUUAUGUUAUGUUACUACUUGUUAAUAUAU